CCCAUCUCAUUGGUACAGUCUUGUUUACCUGGGGCUAUCCUGAUCCAUUACUGUUUGGUUUCCAUGCGAUGCGCGCGGCGGCGGCGGCAUGUAAAAAGGCUCAACGACUUGGAGCACCUCUUCUGUCCAGUCCUCAGGACCACAAGUACGACAGGUGACCGGCCACAACACCGGAGACUCACCCACAGGACAUUUUAUCAACCGGAGCAAGCCAACUUCAAAGAUAACCAAGCUGCAAGUGCUGCAUAUUUUUACACAGCCAGACCACAACAUAUCUAAACAAAAAUAACAGUAACAACCCCCAAAAAAUUCUGCCAAUUUCUGUGCUGUAAAAUGUUGUCAUAGCAACGGACAACAGAAUGCAGGAGAGAUCGCGGUCCCCUAGCGAGGAUGGCGGAGAGUGGGCUUGGGAGCGGUGACGAGACGGCCGCUGAUCCUGUUGCCUGGCACUACCAUGACACACCACAUACACAAGGACUCGAAAACGCGGGACUGCCGAAACAAGCGGAACCCCUCGCCGCAUCUCGCGAGGAUUCAUUCAUCAGUAUAGAAAUCACAGCCAAGAACAAAGACAUGCAGGAGAGUGAGAUCUCCCAGCCUGGCGACGAUGUAGAGAAACUCAAAGUAGCCGAACCUCAGGGAGGGACCGACUCGGGGUUCCACGAAAGCACAAAGGGCGGCAUGAAGAAUGAGAAGACGCUCGCACCACCGCCAACGUCCCACAAGAAGCGCAAGCCCGGAAAGAAAAGCAUCUACUUCUCUUACUCCCCUGAUGCCGCGUAUCUGGAGAAGAAGUUUGUCGUUGAAACCGUCCGGCAACUGAAGGAGAAUAAUCUAGCGGAAGAUAUUUGGUUCGACAAGGAUGAGAAAACUAUUGAUUCCCCUACAUGGUUCACGCAGCGUCUAGAGGCGGUGGAGAAAUGCCGCGCUGCAAUCCUCAUCCUAUCAGACAGCUACUUCCAGAGCGCCAUGUCUCUGUAUGAAGGCAAGGUUCUGCUGGAAAGAACGGUAUCUGCGUCAAAACCACCACAACUGUUUCUUGUCUUGUACAGCCCCACAGACAUACCGCCACAGUAUGCACCCUUCCUGGAUGACAUUGUGGACCUAACGUCAGGGAAAAUCGCAAAGAGCAGCCUCGCUGAAAAAAGCUCCAUGGUAGUCGGCUCUCUCAGCGUCUUUUUGGAGAAAUUAUCCACAGCAAUGGUCCCAGCAUUGCCCCCGUUGGUGUCCGAGACGGAAUUCACGGGUCAGUAUAAGAAAACAAAACUCCGCCAAUGGACGGUAAACGACGUGCAGGAGUGGCUAGCGGGGAUGAGGGUACGGGAAUUUUUCUGCCAGGCCUUCGCGGAGAACGGGAUCGAUGGGUUCCUCCUGAUGGCGCUCACGGAGCAGGACAUGGUAUCCUUCCUCAGCAUAGAGAGCCGUAUCGUGCGGAAGAAGAUUCUGUCGGAGAUGCUGCAGAUUCUGGACAAUGAGCAGAAGAUGCGCGAAGGUUGGCACCUCCGCGUGAGGUUGAAGCGGCCCCGCGUGGACACAGUGUACCUGGUGUACGACCCAGCUGACGUCAGACUAGCGCAGAACAUGAAGGCAGAUCUACUGAAGAAGAACAUACAAGUUGACACCCAUGACAAGCUCGGCCAGUCCAAGGAAGAGUUCCUGCAGAUCAACGCCCCGCGGAUCGCUGGCUGUAAGAACAUCCUCGUCCUUCUGACUGAAGCGGCCGCCACGUCGCCUUUCGUGUUUAACGAGGUCGCGUUUGCAGAGUGGCUGAACCGGACCAUAGUCACCGCUCUGUUCAAGAACAUGUGGUUCAAACUCAGACCUGCCAUGAAGGCCAUUCUGGGUGAGAACCCAGCCAUCGACUUUGAGACGAAGAUGUACGCAGACAGCAUGGACGUUCUGGAGCACCAGGUGCGGCCGCUCAGGAAGGUGUCAGGCAUCGUGCUGGAGCAGGCUUACCUCAACCGCAUGGCCGAGGGGCUCAAACCGCUACAAGUCCUGGCCGCUCCGCAAUCAGGUCAGAUCAUGUGGCCGCUAACCGAGUACCUGGAGCCGAAGGUGUUCAUCAGCUACCAGUGGGACACCCAGGCACGGGUGGACGACAUCCGCACCAUGCUGGAGGCUAGCGGGGUCACCUGCUGGGCUGACAUCAGCCCGGUAACGCGAGGUCACAGCAGCAUGAGCAGUCGCAACGCCGCCCUUCUAACCCGCCCGGAGACGUCUGGCGAGCCAAUCACCAGCCAGAUCCAACGGAACAUGCGCGCCUGCUCCGUGGUCAUUUGCUGCAUCACGCCCAAGUACAUCCAGUCCGACAACUGCAGCAAGGACCUCACGCUGGCCGAGACACUGUACAAACCCAUCAUCCCCAUCAUGCUGCGCUUCCUGCCCUGGCCGCCGGAGGGCGCUCCUACUGCCGUGCGGAAGAUCCUGGCCAGGCUGAGCACGGUGGACCUGAGCACGGACAAACUCUUCAAGCAGAACUUUUACCAGGUGCUGGAGAGAGUCAAGAAGCAUCUUCAGCCUGCCAAGUCAUGAGCAAUAUGCUAAAUGCUGCUCUUUAAUAGUAUCUUCACCAAGUGAAUUUGGUAGAAGUUGCAAGUUAAGAUUCCCAUUGUUGCAAAUGUGGAAGCAUGCGCCUCAUUUCAUAGAUGGGAAACCUAGAUGCUUGUAUUACAAUGGCCCAAGGUCAGCUAUUGUGACAAGAAAAAGAAAAAUAGGGAGGUAUAGAAUCUGAUGUAGAAUCAACUAUAAUAAUCAACCUUUGAGUAGACAAGGAGCAAGUCUUUUCCAUUUGUGCACAUUUUGAUUGUAUAUAACAGAUGACGAGCCAUGCUUUACUGUUUUGUUAAAUGUAUAACUUUUCAAAGGAGAUACCAAGGAGGUUUUAUUUCUUUUUAAAAAUCUCCUUGGAGAUAGUAAGUGCUACAUGCAUGCGUUGCAUACAAAUGCAUGUUUACUACAUUAUGACCUGCAGACAUGAUCUUUGUGUGAAAACCCUUGUCCUGCUGAGCCCGUUUAUAUACGGGAUGGACAUAUUUAACCCUUGCCAUGCUGAGCUGUAUUUUUAUGGAUUUCUCAUGUAAAAGUUGCAUACCAUGCACUGCAAAGCCCCUCAAAUGGGGUUACGUAGUAAAUCUGCAGCAGCAACACAGAACAGGUCAAGUUGCACUGAUCUGAUGAAGCCAUCAGCUUUGGGAGGUUAAAUUGGCCAAAAAAUUGCCAGAAGGACAAGGGUUAAGAUAGGUUGAUAUCAAAGUUAAUUGUUUAACCUAGAACUCAUUUGUUUCACGCACCUCUAUGUGUAAAUGUCUGAAACCAUUCCCCAGUAAGCUUUCAGAUAAGCUGUAAAGUUCUUGCCAUUCUCACAAUUUCUCAACAGUUGUUGUUCAGAGUUCAUGGAUUCCGAGUUUUAUGAGGCUUCAAAUGUAGUUGUCUAAAUACAAAAAGUGACAAUCUUUACAAAUGUACAUAAGGAACACCUAGCCACUUUCUGGUGGUCCCUUAUAUACAAGCAUGACACAAGUUUUAAGUAGUAAACCAGAAAGGUAGUUCUUACUGGCGAUCACAAAACUGCUAAUAGUAAGGAACUCUAUUUUUUUAUUGAAAAUUAUUAGCCAACAGCUUGCUGUUUUAUGAAUGCCAUGGGUAGUUUAAGAUUGCUUGCUCUUAAAAUUAAGUUUUUACAACAUUGCUCGGUUUCACAUGAAUGAGUUAAUUGACUAUCCCACUCUCAAACUGGGAAAAAUUGUAACUCAGUUGCAAGUACAGUCUGGACAGCAAAUGAGGUAGUAGAUUGUGUAGAGAAAGACAGAAAAACAAAGAUGGAUGUUCUAGAAGUUUAGUAAGGAUGGGUGUUUUUAAACAAAAUAUUUUUAUACAGAAAAUUGAUUGUCAAGGGGUGUAAAUAUUCCCAGCUAAAAUAAACUAAGGGCCACAGUUUUAUGUAAUGUAUCAUUCUUUCUCUCUCACUUGAUUAUAACUAAAGAAUUUACUACAAGGUGUUCGCUGUGCGAACGAAUUCAAAGUGACUUGUUUUGGAAUUGUUUUUGAAAGAGCUUUUUAAGAAUGACUAUCUUGUAUAUUAUCUAAAGUGGGAACUUUGUAAUAAAAGAUUUUAUUUCAAAGCA
Molecule: messenger RNA, 4127 nt
Organism: Branchiostoma floridae (Florida lancelet)
Lineage: Eukaryota; Metazoa; Chordata; Leptocardii; Amphioxiformes; Branchiostomatidae
Exons: 6
Coding region: 391-2535 (714 amino acids)
Biological process (GO): signal transduction
Molecular function (GO): protein binding
Source: RefSeq, a predicted model, not a curated record